Dermatophagoides pteronyssinus (European house dust mite) is the source of this 3004-nucleotide messenger RNA. RefSeq lists its product as uncharacterized. NCBI's taxonomy places the organism in Eukaryota, Metazoa, Arthropoda, Arachnida, Sarcoptiformes, Pyroglyphidae. The record is from RefSeq and is a predicted model, not a curated record. Gene Ontology annotation, cellular component: plasma membrane. Gene Ontology annotation, molecular function: G protein-coupled peptide receptor activity. Gene Ontology annotation, biological process: cell surface receptor signaling pathway; adenylate cyclase-modulating G protein-coupled receptor signaling pathway.
AGUAUAUUGAUCGAUCAUCAUUGUUAAUAUCUAAAGUGAAUUUUUUUCCAUCCAUUCACUGUGAUCAAUCAACUGUAAACAAUAAAUCAACGAAUCAUUAUGGUCAACAACAAAAUCAACGGGUGUUAAUAUCAUCAAUUAUCGAUAAUAACAAUUCAAUGACCAUCAAAACAGAAUCAAACAUUCUGAAAAAAGAUAAACAAAAAUCAAUAAGAACAACUAUAAAACCAGAAGUAUUAAAGCAUCAUCAGGAAAAGCGACAGCUCGACGAUGAUUCAAUUGAUAUCAAUGAUGUCAAUGAGAAUUAUGACUAUAGCGGACAAAAACAACAUCAAUCAAAUUCGAAUAUCGACAUCAAUACAAUAGAUAUGAUGCAAUUGAUUCGAUUAAUCAUCGAUCGUAUACGUAUACCAUGUCGUACAGAAUGGGGUAUUGAAUUAACAUUCGAUAUAUAUCGUUUGGAUACAUGUGCUCGUUGUUAUCAUUAUAUGCCCGAAAAUGUAUUCAAAACUGGUGCUAAAUUUAGUUACAAAUAUUUCGGUCAGUUAGUACAUCCUUAUUAUAAUAUAACAUUAGCAUCGAAUGAAACAAAAAAAUUAGCCGAAACAUUUCGAUCAAUUUCGAUGAUAUUAAAAUGGCAACAAUGUUGUCAUGAUGCAAUAUUAUGUUGUAUUGAUUAUUAUCAUAAAUAUCAUCAUGAAUUUAAUAUAAAAAAUUUAACGAAUAUUAUUAAUGAUGAUCAAUCAACAAAAUCAUCAUCAUCUGAUACAAUCGAUCAUAAUAGUUUACAUAAAAAUGAAUGUCCACCAACAUGGGAUGGUUGGCUUUGUUGGAAUGAAUAUGCACAACCAUCACAGCAAUUAGAACGUCCAUGUCCAAAACAUAUCUAUUGGGACCAACAUUCUCCACCAUGUCGUGGUUAUGUGACAAAAUUUUGUGACAAAAAUGGCCAUUGGUAUGUGAAUGAUGAUCAUCAUGAAUGGAGUAACUAUACAAUGUGUGCACGUGAUGAUAUCUAUGCAGGACGGAUAAGAUAUUCAUUAAUUACCAAUAUCAUAUCUAUGUGUGCUCUAGUUCCUGCAUUAUUUAUUUUCAGUCAUUACAAACAAGUCUCAUCAAUAUCUCGUAUACGUUUACAUAAACAUUUAUUCACAUCAUUACUAUUUCAUGCAAUCAUUUCAGCAUUACUUAAAUGGCAUCUGCUUAGUGGUUUACAAUCUGCCAUCGAAUCGGAUGUUGAUCUUUCAACACUUGCCACUGAAAAUAAUACAACAAUAAUAAUGGAAACGGAAAAAACAACUAAAACGAUUGAAACGUUGCAAUCGAUAUCUGUUAAUAAUGAUAAUAAUAAUAAUAAUAAUGAUGGAAUUAUUUACGCAUCAUAUCAUCGUAAUAUACCAUCAUUUUGUAUGAUAUUAUCGAUAUUACAACGUUAUUUUCGUUCAACCAAUUAUUUAUGGAUGUUCAAUGAAGCAGUUUAUCUACAUCAAUUAAUUAAACAUGCUUUUGUACAGCCAUCAUUACGUCCUUUAAUUAUACUAGCCUAUAGUCUACCAUUCAUAACGACAACAUCUUAUAUUUUUGCUAGAGAAUUUUUUUUACAGCAAAUCAGUUUUUCUCCAGAACAAUCACAUCAACUCAAUCUUGCAGCAAAACAAUCACAACAAAUAACAUUGAAUAAUGACACAAAUAAUUUUGCUUUAUUCAAUGAUAAUAUUCAUUCAUUUCCGACAACAUCGUCAUCAUCAUCAUCAUCAAAAUUCUGGGAAGAUUAUCCAAAAAUUAGUCGUUAUCAACAAGAACAAUUAAUUACGGUAUUAUUAUCAUUUGAUGAUGAAAUUCGACAGAAUCUUAUACGAGAAUUAAAUAUUCAAGAUUCACAUUGGAAUAAUCCACAGCUAAUAUAUCCAUCUGUACAUAGCCAUCAUCGAUAUUUGGAUCAAUCAACAUUAAUUCGUUAUCUAUUAUUAGGUCAUCAUGAUGCAAAUAUAUUGCCUGAAAGCUUUAUUUCAAAUCUGGAUUAUGAAGAAAUGACUUAUCCAGAAAGUGUUAAUAAUAAAAAUAAUAAUAACAAUGAUAAUGAUAAUUAUGAUGAUGAAUCUUUAGUUCAUUCAUAUUCAUUUUCAUUGGAAGAAGAUAUUUCAAUGGCAAAAGUUGAUGAUUGUUGGUUAACACCAUCCAAUCAACCAUGGCAUGAAUGGAUAAUCAAUGGGCCAAAUUUAGCAGUUUUAAUUAUAAAUUGUUUCUUUCUGAUCUGGUUAUUACGGGUACUUUGUAUCAAAGCAGCUGCUACCUCAAUUAUGAUUGCAACAUCAUCACCACCACCAUCGUCUUCAUCGUUACGUCGUAGUGUUGUCCAUAAUAAUGAUAACAUUAAUAAUAAUAAUAAUAAUCUGAAUAAUAAAAUUGAUACUUCAUCGGCUUGCUUUAAUCAUCAUUCAUCAUCAACACCGACAUCGACAUUGGAAAAUAUUAGGAAUAACAACAACAACAACAACGAAAAUGAUGCUGUUGAUGAUGAAAAUAAUAAUAAUGAUUCUUGUACAACAAAGUUACAACGAUGGUAUCAUCAUCGUAAAUCAUCGAUACAUUCGACCAUAUCAUCAACGCAGCAACAACAACAACAACAACUACCAUCAUCAUCAUCAUCAAUAUCGAGAUAUAAUCGUACAUCAUCAACAUUAUUUAAUAGACAAUCAUUUCUAGUAUCACUUCGUGCUGCUGUAUUAUUAUUACCAUUAUAUGGCCUUCAUUAUCUAUUCAUUGUAUAUCGACCAAAAAUUGAAAAUUGUUGGCUUUCCGAAACUUAUCACUAUUUAUCACUUAGUUUUGAUGGUCUACAAGGAUUGAUGGUUUCGAUCAUCUUUUGUUUUGCCAAUAGCGAAAUUCGCAAUCUUCUCACACGAUCAUUUCAACGUGUCAGUAAUCGUCAACGUAGUGUCACCAUUUACAUGAGUGAUAUUGGACAUAUAAAUGGAAAUCGAGAAUAAAAAAUAAAUAAAAA